AUAGUGGGAAUAUCAAACGCUCUGCUGGCAGCAGGCGUCUAUACUAUAGUACUUCCGCAAUCACCCCGGUCCGAGGAGCAGUAGUAGUGCAACCUCGGUGCAGGACGUUUCAGGCUCGCCAAGCCGGAGUAUAAUUCUGUAACACGCUUGGAAUAUCUUACACACGAUUGAAACACCUUGCUCCCAUGCCCUGCUCUUGCCUAGCUUAACCCUCCACCAACUCUUCGACGAGCAAUUUCACGACAAACAAUUAUGGCCUCCUUCAAAUUCUGGGAGAACCCAAAUUAUGACAGGACUACCAAACGAACUGACAGCAAAAGGCGGAUGAAAAUGAUCAAGUCCUAUGCUCCUGAUUGGACCAUUACAAUUCUUUUGGCGAUUGUGUUCUUCGCCCUCGACGGCGUUCACGGCUUCCGACGAGAAUUUUCGGUGCAUGAUGAAACCAUACUUUUUCCGUUUGCAUUUCAUGAACGUGUUCCAGAUGUUGCCCUGUACUUCAUUGCGAUUGUGGCGCCGCUCGUCCUUCAAUUGGUAGUGAAUUUACUCACCGUUCGGUCCUUCUGGGAUUACCACUGCAGCGCACUCGGGCUCAUCUUGGGGCUUGCUAUCACAGGUGCCAUCACUCAGUUUACGAAGAUCACUGUUGGCCGUCCCCGUCCAGAUCUGCUCGCACGAUGCAUGCCCAUUCCUGGCUCCUCGGACCCCACUUUUGGACUCUCGACAGAUGCAAUAUGCACAAACACCAACACAGCUAUCAUGAUCGAUGGUUGGAGGAGCUUCCCAAGUGGCCACGCCAGCUUGUCCCAUGCUGGACUUGGCUUCCUAUCGUACUAUUUGGCCGGAAAGAUGCACCUGUUUGAUUCCAGGGGGCACGCUCACAAAGCUUGGAUCUCUGUCACUCCUAUUUUUGGAGCUAUCCUGGUAGCGAUUUCCCGCACCAUGGACUAUCGACACCACUGGCAAGACGUUAUAGCUGGAUCCAUCCUCGGAUUGGUUGUUUCAUAUUUCGCGUAUCGCCAAUACUUUCCUUCGUUGUCAUCACCAAUGUCUCAUAAACCGUAUUCCCCGAGAGUACAACGUGAAAAGGAGCUGCCUACUGUCAACCCCGCAACUGACCACCACAGUAUGUCCUAUACAGAUGGCUUGGAGGGAGAAGAAGUGGAGUUGGUUGGUGGUAAUGUGCACAAGCCUGAUCCAGCUCUCACUGGGGAAGAAGGGGUCGACGGUGGCGCACCCCGCCUUUAAGUGUUCUUCAAAAUUCACUGGACAUUCGAUUAAGAACUUUUUCGUUAUCCUUUACUGGACGAUUUCUAUAGCCGUACAUAAUCACGUAUUGCAUGUAGUAUGAUAUGGGCAAAGGACUCCUGUUACUCAGGC
Messenger RNA from Suillus discolor, 1377 nucleotides. RefSeq names its product PAP2-domain-containing protein. The coding region runs from base 253 to 1245 and encodes 330 amino acids. NCBI's taxonomy places the organism in Eukaryota, Fungi, Basidiomycota, Agaricomycetes, Boletales, Suillaceae. The record is from RefSeq and is a predicted model, not a curated record. Gene Ontology annotation, biological process: phospholipid metabolic process. Gene Ontology annotation, molecular function: phosphatidate phosphatase activity. The transcript is spliced from 11 exons.